Molecule: messenger RNA, 329 nt
Organism: Loa loa (African eye worm)
Lineage: Eukaryota; Metazoa; Nematoda; Chromadorea; Rhabditida; Onchocercidae
Exons: 1
Source: RefSeq, a predicted model, not a curated record
AAUUAUCUCUCUCUCUCUUUUUUUUUUUGUAUUUUUUUCAACCUUAUCAUUAUUUAUAUCAUUCUCAUUUCAUUUUUCAUUCACCAUUCCUCUUAUUAUUGUCAAUUUGAAAUGAUGAAUAUGCGAACAACUGACAUUAACAUUUUUAACAACUGUUCCUCAGAGUACUAUCACUUUUGUGAUAUGCCAUCCAAAUGUCACCUCCCCCCCACCCCCCCCUCUCUCCACUAUCAUUUCAUUUCGAACUUUUUUCCCCUCUCUUUUAUUCAUUUAAUCUUCAAAGUUUUUCCUUAUAAACUUUAAAAUUUCAUUAUAUUUUUGAUAAAAUU